GAACGUUUAUGGGUGGCCUUCUCAGCUGCCUACCCUGCAAGGACGUGGGCCCAUUGAGGCCCACGACUGGCUGCACUAGGCCAGAUGGAAAGGCUUGGGCGGACGUCGUGGUCAAGAUUGGCGGUUCCGCCUGCACAAAGAAGGCCACUUUCGAGACGCUGAACGACGUCGCACUUAGCGCCAUCUGCGGUCAGCUCGCCACCCUCCCCAAGGAAGGUUUCAGCCUCGCUGUAGUUCACGGGGCCGGCUCCUUUGGCCACCAGCACGCCAAAGAGUACGGUGUCUCGAAGGGGGCAGAGAAGGCCAUGGCGCUUUCCGAGCGACUCAGGGAAGGCUUUGCCAAGACGCGGCUCUCCGUGACCACGUUGAACAAACAUGUCAUCACCGCCCUUCUAAAGGAAGGUCUUCCUGCUGUGUCGAUGUCACCGUGCCCGUUUGUGGAAACCUCCGCGAAGAAGCUCGUCGGCGGGCGGCUCUCGCCCUCCACGGUGGACGGCACGAGAGGCCUGCUGGGGCGAGGUUUCGUGCCGGUCGUGCAUGGGGAUGCAGUUUUAGAUGAGUCGCAGGGCGUCGCAAUCCUCAGCGGAGACGUUUGGAUGGUAGAGCUCUGCCGAGAGCUGGGCGCAAAGUCCGCCGUGUUUGUAACUGAUGUUGACGGCGUCUUCACGAAGCCACCCUGGGAAUCCGGUGCUCAGCUG
This is a messenger RNA of Symbiodinium sp. CCMP2456, 698 nucleotides long. The record is from the annotation of a GenBank genome assembly. Lineage: Eukaryota; Dinophyceae; Suessiales; Symbiodiniaceae.